Molecule: messenger RNA, 4382 nt
Organism: Myxocyprinus asiaticus (Chinese sucker)
Lineage: Eukaryota; Metazoa; Chordata; Actinopteri; Cypriniformes; Catostomidae
Product: protein sel-1 homolog 3-like
Exons: 23
Coding region: 75-3200 (1041 amino acids)
Molecular function (GO): protein binding
Source: RefSeq, a predicted model, not a curated record
GCACGUAUUGCGCACCAUGAGCACAGCAAAAUGUUUUAAAUAGAAUUUUCUUUUUUUAAGUCUGCUGGAGUCAAAUGGAGGUGAAAAUGAUAGAGUUGCCAAGGAGAUUUAGCUGGUUGUCCAUUCAUAUCCUUGUUAUUAUGGCUACACCUGGAUGUCUAAGUCAGUCCAGCACAGGUGAAAUGGCUUUUCUUAACGCACCUGACGCGCCCGUCUCCAGGUGCCAUUUACGCAUCCUCUACACUUGUUCUAGUACGUCCGUGGUGCACGUACAGGUCCUGGUUUCUUUCGACACUGGCUCUACCUCAGUCGUGUUCCACAAACACUGGACCUGUGACGCCGGACGUGCCAGCUCCAAAGUGAUAACGGUGCGCUUUCCCGACUGGCUUGUGUAUCAGCCCGACUGGAUAAUACGCGGUUCCGACUGGGUGCUCAGCUGUUUGUUGCGUGGAUGGAUUGGCACUGCAGAAUCCAUCCAGCCAGGCAGGUUUUCUCUCGCCAGUGUGACUGUUCCCCUCGAUGUACAGACACCACUGAGUCGACCUUUUAAACAGCACCUGCUUUGUGCGAACUGGGACACAGAGUUGCGCUUGAGAGUCAGGAGAGAUGGUAUGCCACAGUGCGCAAAAGAAAAUGAAGUGGCGUCACUUCUUUCCACACUGUAUGCCUCUACUGGUGAGCAUUAUGGCAUCAUCAAAACAUUCCAGCCUUUCAGGAAUGAAGUAUUGGAAAGAUUGCGAGUCAAAACUAUCUAUUAUCCCUGGUGUGCCUUUUCACUCUGGGUUUUGGUGGUGAAACCUUGUAGUAACCGUUUAUGUGGACUUCUACACCACAUUGACUCAGAUAAUAACUAUUCCACUCCGUCCUUGUUCCUCACUGAAACCGGUAAGAUUCAUGUGCAGUUGCAUGGAGAAGCUGGUUACUCAUCAGCGUUCCUUUCUCCGUUCAAAGUUCCUCUUGAUCAGUGGUGUCGUCUCAGCCUGGAGAUAUUCGGAAGAUUGGCAAAGCUCUCUAUUGCAUGCAUUGAUGGACAGCAGCAAUUUAUUAAGAAAGCUGAGCACAUGUUUAAAAUUAACCUGAAGCUGGAUGACACGCAAGGUUAUUUUGUGAUUGGUGGUGGUAAAUUUACGAGGGGCAUUGAAGGAUAUUACGGGCCGACUACAUACUAUCGCACCCAGGGGCUCCCAGAUGACCAGGCUGAGAUUCACCUUCCUCAUAUAAUAUCAAAGGUGAAUAUAACUGGAUGGUUCCAAUCCUGUAGGAAAUUCAAAUCGGAACUUUUCCUCACUGCUCCAUACACUUUACAGAGAAUCUCAGAUACCUCUUUGGACACAUACACAGAGCUGAUACUGAAUUACAGUUCAUCAAACUCAACAGAACAGUGUACAUUCUUCGAAUCGCUGAAAAAUCCUUACAGGCAUCAAGUUGCACAUUUGACCAAGCUACUGUCACAGAAAUAUGGCAGGGUGGAUGCUGCAGUGGUGGGCAGAGAGCUUUAUUCUCUGGUGCUGCGUAAACUGACUACAGCCGACAGUGUGAAGGUUAUGACCAGGCUGAUGCCUUUUCUGCUACAGUCUAGCUGUUUAGGAGACUACAGAGCACAACAUCUGUCCUCUGUGCUCUACAGCAGUGGGUUUGGAGUCAAGAGGCAGCCAUACAAGGCUUGGCUGCUGUCCCUGCUGGCAGCUCAGAGGGACUGGAGACUAGCCCUGCUGCGUCUCGGGCACAUGCACCAUAUCGGUGACCAGGAAGUGACCCCUGACCGUGACCUCUCUUAUGCCUAUUACAUCAACAUUGCGAGACAGACCAGCAUAGAUCAGAAGAAACCAACCCCAGAGCAAACUUUUGUUGAGUUAAUUCGCUUGAAUGAUGAAGAGACACUUAAGGCCCAAACCAAUGAAAACGACGAUCUGUUUCACUGGCUAAAACUGCAGGCACGAAGUGGAGUGGCUGAAGCAGAGCAAGCGAUGGGUCGUAUGUUGUUCUGGGGUCAGCAAGGUGUAUCUCCAGACAUUCGAACUGCAGUGAAGCACUACGAGAGAGGAGCAACCAAAUUGCGUGAUCCUAUCUCCAUGUAUGACUACGCCAUUGUGCUCCUUACGGGCCAAGGAGUUCCACAAGAUGUGAAAAGGGCUGUUGCAUUUCUGAGGAAAGCAAGAGAACAGGGGUUUGUUCCAGCUAUCACUGCUCUGGGCUGGUACUAUGAGCAGUUUGAGAAAGAUUACGAGAAGGCCGUACAUCUGUGGGAAGAGGCUGAUGCCAAGGGUCACCCUGAUGCUGCUAUGAAUCUGGGAGUUUUCUAUUCGCAGGGCCUCUAUCCUGGACAUCCUGCAGACCAGUUUAAGGCAUACACGUACUUCCUGAAGUCAGCCCAGAGAGGACAUAUGAAUGGUGGCAUUGAAUUAGCUGAUAUAUGGAUUCAUGGGAUCCCUGGCCAAGUGGCCCGGCGUCCAGCAGAUGCUGUUCUGUGGGUUAAAUGGGCCUCUGAACAGAAUGGAUAUCUAGGGACAGUCUUAAGGAAUGGGCUGAAUGCAUAUCUCAAAGGAAACUGGAUAAUGACUUUGAUUUAUUAUCUCUGUGCAGCAGAGAGUGGAUUAGAAGCCGCUCAGUUUAAUGUGGCGUACCUGUGUGAACUCAACUCUGGCUCUCUGCACCCAGCACUGGUGACUCUGUGCAUGUUAAGAUUCUAUAACAUGUCAAUACAGGCCCAAGAUCAUGCUCCUUAUGCUUUGAUCCGAAUGGGAGACAUGUUCUAUGGAGGACAGGCUUUAGGCAGGAAAGAGGUUUCUUAUGCAGGAGAAAUGUACAAACAAGCAGCUCUCAAGAAUGAACCACAGGGCUGGUAUAAUCUUGGCCUGCUUGUUCGAGAGGGCGAGUCUCUUCCCUUUAGCCUUCUUUCUGAGCUUAAUUUACUGCAUCUAUACUUAACAGACACACAUCAGCUCCUCAUCACCCUUUUCCACAGAUGUAGAGAAACCAUUAGCACUGAAGCAUUCCUACCCUGUACACUGGCACUGUUCAAUGCACACCUACAAUCCUUCCAGAUAGAUAAGGAUAUCGCAAUAAAGCUCAUUGCAACAGUUUCAGCCGCAGUUGGAACACUGUCAUUUAUUAUUGGACUAUUUAAACGAAGGACAGCACCCCAACAACAAACUUCACAAACAUCUACUUCCAGUUCCAGCCAAACCCAAGAAGAUUAGGAGGAAUCUUAAUGCCAUGGAUAAGUGUUUGUAAAUGAUAUUCCACCAUAUUUGUAACAGGGAUUAAUGUUUUUUUUUUUAUCCACAUUUUGUGUCAUUUCUCUAUGAAAACCUGACUAUGAGAAUAUUUAAAGGAAUAAUUCAUGCAAACAUGUUUUUGUCAUUACUUACUUAUCCCCAUGUGGUUCCAAACCUGUAUGAUUUUCAUUCUUCCCUUUUUUCACACAAUUAACUCUUUUCCAUACAGUUCAUAGUUAUGACUGUCAAGCUCUAAAAAGACCAGAAACACCAUAAAUGUAGUGAAAGUAGUCCAUUUGACUCAUGCACUACAUUCUGAGUAAUGCUUUGUGUGAUGAACAGACUAAAUUUAGGGUAUUAUUUAAGUGACGCUUCUUUAAGAUUACUUGUGUGCUCCAUGAUAACAGCAUGCAGGUUUGGAAAGACAUGAGGGUGAGUAAAAGGUGACAGAAUUGUAAUAUUUUUGAAUGAUCUAUCCCUUAAUCUGUGAAAUGCUUUUAGGAUACUACUAAAAAACAUGUAUUUAGUUUAAUUAGCUUUUAUAAAGAGGCAGACUUUGAAAGCAUUCAAUACAGACUUAUUUUUUUAAAGUUAAUUCCCAGUACUGUUCUUGGCCUCUUGUUUCUGAAACGUAAUUUCUUCAGAGAGUUCAGGCAGUACCACUUCAGUGUCUUAAGACAAACUAAUUUUUCCCUCUCUUGGAGGUACGGUUUCCCAUUGGGGCCACUCUGUCUCUGUCUAAUGAAAGAGUGUGAGGACUCCCUGGGCUUCUGUGUGGAAUGAUGCAAACAGCAGGUACACAGCAAGCUGAGAUGUGUCCCCGAUCACACAUGGUGCCCCGGGAACACACUCUGCAACUCACGGUUAAUUAAAACGACACUGAAAAGCUUGCUAAUCCCCAGAUACAGGGAGUGCACCACACUGUCUCAAGUGUUGAAUCAUCAUCUGGAGACACUAAUCUUACUGCGUUUACAUAAUUUUUUUUUUUUACACACUAUGCUGUAUAUGUGUUUAAAUAAUGUGGCGCUUACAGUGAUACUGUCAUUCUGGAUGCAUUGCAAUGUCUCAUCAAAAUUGUUACAUUUUGUGUGUUUGUGCUCUCAGGAUAUUUUAUUAAACAGGAUUUUAAUAAAUUGUUCAGGGAAUAUGUUGGACUGCACACUA